Equus caballus (horse) is the source of this 4250-nucleotide messenger RNA. RefSeq names its product desmocollin 3 (gene DSC3). The record is from RefSeq and is a predicted model, not a curated record. Gene Ontology annotation, cellular component: adherens junction; catenin complex; plasma membrane. NCBI's taxonomy places the organism in Eukaryota, Metazoa, Chordata, Mammalia, Perissodactyla, Equidae. Gene Ontology annotation, biological process: multicellular organism development; sprouting angiogenesis; cell morphogenesis. Gene Ontology annotation, molecular function: calcium ion binding; cadherin binding.
AGGGGCCGGGGACCGCUUUCCUGCGAGCGAGAGCGGGGCGCGGCUGCCAGCGAGGGGAGGGGCAGGCUCAGGCAGCUCCCCAGCGGCUCCCAGAGUGAUAAAACUGAAGAAAUAACAAGGAGGGGCGUCUCGGCGUCUCCUGGGUCCAAUCCGGUCUCAGGAGCGAACACGCUCCCGGGCAGGCAAGCGUGAGAGAGGCCAAGACGACUUAAAGACGAGCAGCGGCGAGACGCGCUCCUCCGCGCCCUGCGCCUGCCCGGGCUCGCGCCUCUCGGCACUCCGCCUCCUCCCUCCCCGGCCGCUCGCCCCGAUGGCCGCCCCCGAGCCCCGGGGCUCCGUGCGCGGAGCCCUCUGCAGCCUGCUGCUGACCCUCGUGGUCUUCAGUUUUGCUUGUGAAUCCUGCAAAAUGGUGAUAUUUAAUAUACCUUCUAAACUAGAGGCAAACAAAAUGGUCGGCAAAGUUGAUUUGAAAGAGUGCCUCGGGUCUGCAGAUCUCGUCCGGUUGAGUGACUCUGAUUUCAGAGUCCUAGAUGACGGGUCAGUAUACACGGCCAGCGCUGUUGAGUUGUCUGAUGAGAAAAGAUCGUUCACCAUAUGGCUUUCUGACACGAAGAGACAGACACAGAAAGAGAUUACUGUGCUCCUGGAACAUCAGAAGAAGGUGCUGAGGAAAAGACAUCUUAAAGAAACUGUUCUCAGGCGUUCCAAGAGGAGAUGGGCUCCUAUUCCCUGUUCAAUGCAGGAGAAUUCCUUGGGCCCUUUCCCUCUGCUUCUUCAACAAGUUCAAUCUGAUGCAGCACAGAACUAUACCAUCUUCUACUCAAUAAGUGGGCGUGGAGUUGACCAAGAACCUUUAAAUUUGUUUUUCAUAGACAGAGACACUGGAAAUCUGUAUUGUACUCGGCCUGUGGAUCGUGAAGAAUAUGAUGUUUUUGAUUUGAUUGCCUAUGCGUCCACUGCAGAUGGGUAUUCAGCAGACUUACCUCUUCCACUGCCCAUCAGGGUGGAGGAUGAAAAUGACAACUACCCUAUUUUCACAGAAGCAAUUUAUAAUUUUGAAGUUCCAGAAAGUAGUAGAAUUGGUACUACAGUGGGGGUGGUUUGUGCCACGGACAGAGAUGAACCAGACACGAUGCAUACACGUCUGAAGUAUAGCAUUUUGGAGCAGAGGCCAAGAUCACCUGGGCUCUUUUCCGUGCAUCCCAGCACAGGCGUAAUCACCACAGUCUCUCCUUAUCUGGACAGAGAGGUUGUAGACAAGUACUCAUUGAUAAUGAAAGUACAAGACAUGGACGGUCAAUUUUUUGGAUUGAUAGGUACAUCAACGUGCAUCAUAACAGUAAAAGAUUCAAAUGACAAUGUACCCACUUUCAAACAAAGUGCUUAUGAAGCAUCAGUAGAGGAAAAUACAGUCAAUGUGGAAAUCUUACGAAUAUCUAUAGAAGAUAAGGAUUUAAUGAACACUGCCAAUUGGAGAGCCAAUUUUACCAUUUUAAAGGGCAAUGAAAAUGGACAUUUCAAAAUCAGUACAGACAAAGAAACUAAUGAAGGUGUUCUGUGUGUUGUAAAGCCUCUGAAUUAUGAAGAAAACCGUCAAGUGAUCUUGGAAAUUGGAGUGAGCAAUGAAGCUCCGUUUACUCGAGAUGUUGCACUCAGAAUGGCAACUGUGAACAAAGCCUUGGUCACAGUUCGUGUGAGGGAUCAGGAUGAAGGGCCUGAAUGUAGCCCUGCAGCCCAAUAUGUACGGAUUAAAGAAAAUUCAGCAGUGGGGACAAAGAUCAAUGGCUAUAAAGCAUAUGACACUGAAACUAGAAGUAGCAAUGGCUUAAGGUACAAAAAAUUGCAUGAUCCUAAGGAGUGGAUCACCAUUGAUGAGCUUUCGGGAUCAAUCAUAACUUCCAAAACCCUGGACAGGGAGGUUGUGACUCCCAGAAAUGACGUGUAUAAUGUUACAGUCCUGGCAAUAGACCAAGGUGGUAGAUCAUGUACUGGCACACUUGUAGUUAACAUUGAAGAUGUGAAUGAUAAUCCACCGGAAAUACUUCAAAAUUAUUUAGUAAUCUGUAAACCAAAGAUGGGUUAUAUUGACAUUUCAGCUGUUGAUCCAGACGAACGUAUCCAUGGUGCUCCGUUUUAUUUCAGCUUGGCAAACCCUUCUCCAGAAACCAGUAGAAUAUGGACCCUUACCAAAGUUAAUGAUACAGCUGCCCGUCUUUCCUAUUGGAAGAAUGCUGCAUUUCAAGAAUAUAAUGUUCCUAUUACUGUAAAAGAUAGAGCAGGUCAAUCUGCGACAAAAACCUUGAGAGUUAAUCUGUGUGACUGUGAUUAUCCAAGUCAGUGUCUGGCAGCUUCGAGGAGUGCUGAUGUGACGCUUGGAAAAUGGGCCAUCCUUGCGAUACUCCUGGGUGUGGCGUUACUUUUCUCUGUGUUGCUAACUCUAGUAUGUGGAGUUGUUGGUGCCAGAAAAAAAAAAUGUUUUCCUGAAGAUUUAGCACAACAAAACUUAAUUAUAUCAAACACAGAAGCACCUGGAGAUGAUAAAGUGUGUUCUGGCAAUGGGUUUAUGACCCAGACAGUCAACAACUCUAGUCAAGGCUUUUGUGGUACUCUGGGAUCAGGAGUCAAGAAUGGAGGGCAGGAAACCAUUGAACUGAUGAAAGGAGGACACCAGACCUUGGAAUCGUGCGGAGGGGCCGGACACCAUCACACCCUGGAUUCCUGCAGGGGGGGACAUGUGGACACGGACAACUGCAGAUACACUUACUCAGAGUGGCAUAGUUUCACUCAGCCCCGUCUUGGUGAAGACUCCGUUAGAGGACACACUGGUUAAAAAUUAAACAUAAAAGAAAUUGCGUCUGUGUAAUCAGAGUGACGACCACGUGCCAUCCCAAGAUUACGUCCUUACAUACAACUAUGAAGGACGAGGAUCUCCAGCUGGUUCUGUAGGUUGCUGCAGUGAAAAGCAGGAAGAGGAUGGCCUUGACUUUCUAAAUAAUUUGGAAGCCAAAUUUACUGCCUUAGCAGAAACGUGCACAAAGAGAUAAUGUUAAAGUGCUACAAUUAGGCGUGAGGCGUGUCUUUACCAGACAUUCUGGAGGAUUCCAAAAGGGAUAUUGUAAAAUUCAAUUUCAAUUUCUAAUAUAUAUAUGAAUAUAUAUAGCGAUUUUUCUAAAUUGUGAAUUGUGCUAUUUACCAAUGUGUAUUUUUAUAGCAGUUUGUUGCAUAUCUUUUCCAAGAAGUUUAAAAUGUUAAAACAUAUUUUGCCUUUUUUACCACUGAGUAAAUAGACAAAUCUUGUGCUGUAGCAUUGAAUUAAGGUCUAUAAAGGACCUGCUCUCUUUUAUAGAUAUUUUCCCAGUGAAUAUGUUGGGUAAAUAUUAGUCCAACAAUAGCUAAGCUGUACUUGAUUGAAUAUAGCAGAACAGCUAUCUGGGCCAGAAAUUCUGUUCUUGUUCCAGAUUUAGAUUUAAGUGGAAUAGCAUUGUAUCAAACACAAUGGCAAAUGAUGUUGGAUCUUUUAGCUGUAAAAAACCAGUAGCACCUCAUCAGUAGCCCUUAAGGCUACUAGAAUUUGGUUUUCCUUCUGGUUAGCAAUAAGAUCGUGAGGAGCAGUCUUGUCUACUGAGUUGCCCUAGAAAGAGCUCAAAAAUAGAUAGCCACGACUUUAAACUACACCAGGAAAGUGUAGACCAAAAAUUUGUGCUGUUUUUGCGGUUUUGAAAGUGUGUUUUGUGGUUUACAAAAGGAUUGUUAUGAGGAAUAUGUCUAAGUUUUCUGAUUCUCAAAAAACGAAACUAUAUUCACCGUACAGAGAGUUAUUGCCAAUAUUUUAAAAGAAAAAUGCUAAGAUCUUCUAUUGAGAUUGUAAUCACAAGUCUUAACACUUUUUUUCCUGAGAUUCAAGACUACUAUUGAUAACUUGCCUGUAAUGAAAAUUAUGCUGAGAAAAAGUUCUUUUCUUCUCUAGGGUAUUGUACUUUCAUAUUUCCAUUUACAAGCUUAGCACAUAUGACAGUUUUCUCUCGAUAGUAGUCAUUUGCAAUUAGAAUAUGUUAGCUUCAGGUGGAUUGUGGUUAUGUCAUAUAGUCUGAAGAAACAGGCUCCGCUCCCAUCAUAGUUAUGAGUAGCAACGAGGGGUAAGCAUGCAUCUCCAUUCACUACCGUUAUCAAACAAAAUACAUUGCUCCUUAUUACAGCAGGUAAAUAUUACAAAAUACUGUAAAGAAUUAAAAGAAUGUAGUGAAACUUAA